UCAAAAAAUUGAGAAAAGAUGUUGUCUUUGUGGCACCCAUUACACAUAUAGUCUGUUUCACGCUGCUGCUUAGUUUCGUUGAAACAAUUCCACUUUCGAUCUUUACAUUUCUGAUUCACCGGAACUUCCAUUGGGUUCAUCGGAUCUUGCCAGCUGAACUUGUUCUUGAUUUGAAAUAAUCAUCGAUCUUCCUAUCAUCUGUUAUCAUGAACCUCCUUGCCUAAGAUGAUUAAACCCUUCUGGACACAGAGGUCUCAAAAUUUCUUCAGUUGGUGACCUGGAUUAAUUGACAAGAGUAUGGAGUCACCUGCAGUGAGAAUAAGGGAGACAUCGGUUGUGGUGGUUACACUCGAUUCUGGUGAAGUCUAUAUUGUUGUGAGUCUUUCUACUUUGACCGACACUCAGGUCAUAUAUAUUGACCCAACAACUGGAGCACUUCGCCAUAAUGGGAAGCUAGGUCAUGAUGUUUUUAGCUCCCAAACUGAAGCCUUAGAUUUUGUAACAAAUGGAUCGAAAUGGUUAUGUAGAAGCAUAUUAUAUGCGAGGGCAAUAUUGGGCUAUGCGGCCUUUGGUAGCGUAGGCUUACUUCUUGUUGCAACUAAAUUAAAUGCAAGCAUUCCAGAUUUACCUGGUGGAGGAUAUGUAUAUACAGUGAUAGAGAGCCAAUGGAUCAAAGUUCCACUUCAAAACCCUCAAGCCCAGGGAAAAGGAGAAGUGAAGAAUAUUCAGGAGCUGACUGAGCUUGAUAUUGACGGAAAACACUACUUUUGUGAAACCAGGGACAUCACCAGGCCAUUUCCAAGCCGGAUGCCUUUGCAACAACCUGAUGAUGAAUUUGUUUGGAAUGGUUGGUUUUCAGCACCAUUCAAGAAAAUAGGGCUUCCACAACAUUGCAUCAUUCUUCUGCAGGGGUUUGCAGAAUAUCGAUACUUUGGAAGUUCAGGUCAGCAAGAAGGAAGAGUUGCUCUCACCGCGCGUAGAAGCAGGUUGCAUCCUGGCACUCGGUACUUGGCAAGAGGCAUAAAUUCCUGCUAUAGCACCGGAAACGAGGUUGAGUGUGAGCAACUGGUAUGGAUUCCUAAAAGGGCAGGUCAAAGCAUCCCUUUUAAUACAUACAUUUGGCGACGGGGUACCAUUCCUAUGUGGUGGGGUGCAGAUUUAAAAAUGACUGCAGCAGAAGCAGAAAUAUAUGUUUCGGAUCGUGAUCCCUAUAAAGGAAGUACUCAGUACUAUCAGAGGUUGAGUAAACGAUAUGAUACAAGAAACCUAGAUGUAGCUGUUAGUGGGAGUCAGAAGAAAAGUGCUCUAGUUCCUAUUGUAUGUAUUAACUUGCUUAGGAGUGGGGAAGGAAAAUCAGAGUGCAUCCUUGUUCAGCAUUUUGAGGAGUCAAUGAACUAUAUUCGUUCAAUUGGUAAACUUCCACAUACCCGAGUUCAUCUUAUAAAUUAUGAUUGGCAUGCCAGCACCAAGCUAAAAGGCGAGCAACAGACAAUUGAAGGCUUAUGGAAAUUUCUGAAGGCACCCACGAUUUCUAUAGGUAUUUCUGAGGGGGACUAUUUGCCAUCUCGUCAAAGAAUUAAGGAUUGCAGGGGUGAAGUUAUCGUGAAUAAUGGUGUGGAAGGUGCUUUUUGCUUAAGAUCACAUCAGAAUGGAGUGAUACGCUUCAACUGUGCUGAUUCACUUGAUAGAACAAAUGCUGCCAGUUAUUUUGGAUCUCUCCAAGUCUUUGUGGAGCAAUGCAGACGGUUAGGGAUAUCGCUUGAUAGCGAUUUUUCUUCUGGUUAUCAGUCUAACAACAACUAUGGUGGAUAUAUAGCUCCUCUGCCACCAGGCUGGGAGAAACGAUCUGAUGCAGUUACAGGGAAGACAUAUUAUAUUGAUCACAACACCAGGACCACAACCUGGAAUCACCCAUGUCCAGAUAAACCUUGGAAGAGAUUUGAUAUGACAUUUGAGGAGUUCAAGAGGUCCACAAUUUUGUCACCAGUAUCCCAACUAGCUGAUCUUUUCCUGCUAGCUGGUGAUAUUCAUGCAACAUUAUACACUGGUUCUAAAGCCAUGCACAGUCAGAUUUUAAGUAUUUUUAGUGAAGAAACUGGUAAAUUUAAACAGUUUUCUGCAGCACAGAAUAUGAAAAUCACGCUCCAAAGAAGGUACAAAAAUGCCGUUGUAGAUAGCUCUCGGCAGAAGCAGCUGGAGAUGUUCCUUGGGUUGAAGCUUUUCAAACAUCUUCCAUCUUUACCACUUCAACCUUUGCAUGUUUUGUCCCGACCACCUGCUUGCUUACUUAAGCCUGUUCCUAGCAUGUUUCAAGCGUCGGAUGGUGGAGCCAGUCUUCUUAGUUUCAGGAGAAAAGAUCUGAUCUGGGUGGGUCCUCAGGCAGCAGAUGUGCUUGAAAUGUUUAUAUACCUCGCGGAGCCUUGUCAUGCUUGCCAACUUCUUAUAACUGUUUCCCAUGGUGUAGAUGAUUCUAGUUUUCCAUCAACUGUUGAUGUCAGGACUGGGCGCUAUUUGGAUGGGCUCAAACUUGUCGCUGAGGGGGUCUUCAUUCCUCAAUGUGCUCAUGGCACAAAUAUAUUGAUACCUUUACCAGGGCCUAUCAGUGCAGAGGACAUGGCAGUUACUGGAGCUGGGGCCCGUCUCCAUGCCCAAGAUACAGCUAGCCGUUCUAUAUUAUACGAGUAUGAAGAAUUGGAGGGAGAAUUGGAUUUUCUUACGCGAGUGGUUGCACUUACAUUCUAUCCUGCUGUAUCUGGAAAAAGCCCUUUGACACUUGGUGAGGUGGAGAUUCUUGGAGUUUCUCUUCCAUGGAAGCAGAUUUUGGAAAAUGAUGCCACAAGUACUAGAUUUCAUGAAAUUGAAGAUGAUAGUCAGACUACAGCCAACCCCUUUCUGUCUGAUUCAGAUACAAAUCCAUUUGGUGCUGCUACUUCUUUAUCCAAUGAAACUGUGUCAUCUUCUAUUCUCUCAGAUGCAUCGACCAGCGAUUGGUUAGACCUUUUAACAGGAAACAGUCUUAUUUCAGAAUCCACUUCUGAACCAGUGGUUACAAGAAAUGUACAUGAAGAAGAUAAUGACAUACUCAACUUCCUUGACCAACCUGCAACUAAUCUGAAUGGUGGAACUGAUUCCGGGAUGACUUUGCCACAGAGUGCAAGGUCUUUGGAAAAUGGUGCUCAAGAAUAUAUCAAUUCUUUUAAGCAGCUUGCAGGUUCAAAUAUGGAAAGAAGACUUGGUUUUGCUGAAACCAUGAAACUGGAAAUUCAAAGGCUUAAUCUUAAUCUUUCUGCUGCUGAAAGAGACAGAGCUUUACUUUCUAUUGGCAUUGAUCCUGCCACCAUAAACCCAAACAUGGUACUCGACGAAUUAUAUAUGCGAAGAUUACGUAAGAUUGCAGACCAACUUGCUAUUCUUGGACAUACUUCAGCUGAAGACAAGAUUACUUCUUCUAUUGGUCUAGAUGCCAUAGACGAUAGUCCCAUAGAUUUCUGGAAUAUUUCCGGUAUUGGUGAGAGUUGUGUAGGUCAAAAUUGUCAGGUUCGUGCAGAAAUCGGGGCAAACCGACUAGCAUCUUCUUCAAAUUCUUCGGCUUCUCAAUCAUUCUCUAUGUGUUCUCAAUGUGAGAAAAAGGUUUGCAAAGUCUGUUCAGCUGGAAAAGGAGCUCUUUUGUUGGAAAGCUUUAUCUCAAAGGCGACAUCAAAUUAUAACGGUUUAUCAAGCCAAGGCGGGUCAAGCGAGACAAACCGUUCAGCAGCUCUCGAUGGUGUCAUCUGUAAAAAAUGCUGCAACGAUGUAGUCCUGGACGCUUUGAUGUUGGAUUAUUUGAGGGUCUUGAUUAGCAAGCGUAGAAGUACUCGUUCAACUAAGGCUUCGAAGAAGGCUUUAGAUCAUGUUAUAGCCUUUUCAUUAAAGAAUUCUCCUCCUAAAGCACAACAAUCUAAUUCACAGUUGCAGACUAAACAACUACUUAAUGGAGAGGAUUCUCUUGCUGAAUUUCCUUUCGCCAGCUUCUUGCACUCGGUGGUAACAGCAACAGGAUCUGCCCCAUAUCUGUCGCUGCUUACACCACCUCUAGAUUCAGGAUUAGAUACUUUGUACUGGAAAGCUCCUUCUUCCGUAUCAUCAGUUGAAUUCACCAUUGUUCUUGGUAAUAUCUCCGACGUGUCUGGAGUCGUUCUACUCGUCAGUCCUUGUGGCUAUUCUAUGUCAGAUGCACCUUCCAUCCAAAUCUGGGCUAGCAAUAAGAUGCAAAGAGAGGAGAGAUCAUGCAUGGGAAAAUGGGAGAUCCAGUCGUUAAUCUCAUCUUCCUCCUCGGAACUUUGUGGGCCAGAAAAACCAAACACAGUUCCAAGGCACGUUAAGUUUGUAUUCCCUAAUCCUUUUAGAUGUCGCAUAAUUUGGUUAACAAUGAAUCUUCAGAAAGUUGGUUCAAGAUCAGUUAAUCUCGGAAGAGACUUCAAUCUGAUGUCUCUAGACGAGAACCCAUUUGCAGAGCUUGAUCGUCGCGCCUCUUUUGGAGGAGUAACUGAAACUGAACCAUGCCUCCACGCUAAAAGAAUUUUAGUGUUUGGAAAACCUGUUAGUAAAGAUGUGGAGCUUUCACAAUCUAGUGGAUCUAAUCAAGCAAAUAUUAGAAGCUGGUUGGAUACACCUCCACAACAUAAUAGAUUCAAGGUAACUGUAGAGGCAGAGAGAUUAAUGGAGAAUGAUCUUGUUCUAGAACAGUAUCUUCCACCGGCUUCACAAUUAGUAGCUGGAUUUCGUCUUGAUGGGUUUUCCGCAAUAAAACCUAGGUUUACUCAUUCGCCUUCUUCCGAUGAUGAUAUGAAGUUUCUUGAGGAUAGAUAUAUCUCUCCACCUGUAUUAUACAUUCAAGUAUCAGCUCUCCAGGAGCCACACAAUAUGAUUACGGUUGCUGAGUAUCGAUUGCCAGAGGUUAAACCAGGGACAGCAAUGUACUUUGACUUUCUGAGACCGAUACAAUCUCAACGUAUCUCGUUUAGACUUCUGGGUGAUGUAGCUGCUUUCGGAGAUGAUCCAUCUGAAAGCGAGGAUUCUGAAACUAGAGGCUCUCCUUUUGCUGCUGGAUUGUCUUUGUGGAAUAGAAUAAAGUUGUAUUAUUAUGGCGAUCCUUAUGAAGUGGGGAAAUGGGCUAGUCUUUCCACCGUUUAAUCAUUUGAUGUUAUCGUCACAUUUGAUUAUCGAGUUUUUUUUAACCUUAUUAUAGAUUUUAUAUUAUUUUCUUUUGGAGGAAAUGCAUUAUAUUGUUAUAUUUGGCGGAAGAUUGUUAUACACAUGGGCAAAACAUGUAUUUUUUCAAUAGAAUUUGAAUUUUCUUAUAUUU
Molecule: messenger RNA, 5344 nt
Organism: Impatiens glandulifera
Lineage: Eukaryota; Viridiplantae; Streptophyta; Magnoliopsida; Ericales; Balsaminaceae
Product: probable phosphoinositide phosphatase SAC9
Exons: 12
Coding region: 298-5172 (1624 amino acids)
Molecular function (GO): protein binding; phosphatase activity
Source: RefSeq, a predicted model, not a curated record